GAUAGCCCUGAUCUACCACUUAGAGGACCACUGCCCUAAACUCUAGCCAGCGAUAGCCCUGAUCUACCACUUAGAGGACCACUGCCCUAAACUCUAGCCAGCGAUAGCCCUGAUCUACCACUUAGAGGACCACUGCCCUAAACUCUAGCCAGCGAUAACAGAAGCUAAUCAACAACAAAACCAGUACUUUGUACCUGUUCGGUCUCUUUAUACCCGAGGUAUGAAAUACCUGUUUGCCAGCAUGACUUCAACUAUUGUCUGUAUCCUACUGGCCGUGGUUACGGUGUGUUCAGCAGUCCCAGCCUGGUACCUGAACGCUAGGCAGAGUUUUAUUGAGAGCGAGGCAUCCAUGCGUGUCGGCGCUGGGCAGGUGUUGAACGCCAAAGAAGAAAAGGUUAACAGGUAUCUGAUGCAGUUGAAGAACGCGGCCGUACAGGAGAGCAUCACUUCCACCAUCCCCUACCCUCCAGCGGUAUCGUUUUUUAAGAGCAAGGACUGGAUUGACAACUCCACUAUAUACGAUAUCAUCAAGCUCAUGCCAAAAGGCGGAGUCCUGCACCUGCACGACGGCGCCAUGACGUCAUUGAACUGGACGGUCAAGACGCUCACUUACCUCCCCAACUUGUACACAAAGAAAGACAACGACAGGUUUUCUACACGGCUGUUUAAUUUCUCGGUUACCUCCCCUGGUAGCGACUGGGACCUCGUGUCAGAUCUGCGACAGAAAUCUGGCAACGUCGAGCAAUUUGACGAGAUUGUUGAAGGGGAACGAGAUUUAUCUGCCAGUGGGUUUGAACUCGAGACGUUGUUCGAAUUUAUCAACCAUGAGCUUUUUUGCCGACUCGACCACGCCUCCAACACAAUUAAGCGGCUGAUGGAUGAGAUCUCCAUCAAAGUGACGGAUCCGUUCAUCUCAUACCCGUCCAUCAACGACGUCUGGCAAAAGUUCAACUGCUACUUCAACUCCAUGUUCGGGCUCAUCCACAACCUGCCUAACAUCAAGCUUUACGUGGAGCAAGCGCUGAAAGAAUUCUACUCAGAUGGCGUACAGUAUAUGGAAUUUCGGUCCGGAUUUUUUGUGGACACCAACGGAACUGACGUCACAGAAAGUUAUUUAAAGAUCCUUCAGACAGCUGUUACGGAAUUUAAACAGCAGCAUUCAGAUUUUGUUGGGGUUAGGGUUAUUAUCCCGGGUACCAGGUCAUCGUCACCUGACCAGAUGGCUAACGAGGUGAGUCGAGCCCUGGGUUUCAUGCAAGAGUUUCCAGACCUGGUCAUGGGGUUCGAUCUGGUAGAGCAGGAAGACACGAACCACGACACUUUGUACUUCGUUGAUCAGCUGUUGAAGGAUGACCGCUCAAUUAUGCCGUACUUUUUUCAUGCUGGGGAAACAGACUGGAACCAAGGCGUGGAUUACAACCUCAUAGACUCCGUUCUCCUGAACGCCAGCCGUAUCGGUCACGGGUUCGCGGCCAUGCGGCACCCAAAGGUUAUGGAGGCCGUCAUAGCGCGAGGCAUUGCUAUAGAGCUGAACCCGAUCUCUAAUCAGGUUCUCGGGCUGGUGAACGACAUCCGCAACCACCCGGGCAGCACCCUGAUCGGCUACGGCGCCCCCGUGGUGGUGUCGUCAGACGACCCCGCCGUCUGGUUCGCCAGCCCCCUGUCACAUGACUUCUACAUGGCCUUCAUGGCCCUGGGCGGGCUGGAGGAUGACCUGAGGCUGCUCAAACAGUUGGCCAUCAACUCUUUCGUAUACAGCACACUGACUGAAGAGCAGAAGGAGGCGGCAUUACAAAAAUGGCAGACCCGAUGGAACGCAUUUAUUGAUGACGUCAUUGCCAAGUACUCACUACAAUAAAAGUAAAAGUUCUAAAAAAACUA
Messenger RNA from Physella acuta, 1881 nucleotides. Its product is annotated as adenosine deaminase AGSA-like. Gene Ontology annotation, biological process: adenosine catabolic process; inosine biosynthetic process. NCBI's taxonomy places the organism in Eukaryota, Metazoa, Mollusca, Gastropoda, Physidae. Gene Ontology annotation, molecular function: adenosine deaminase activity. The record is from RefSeq and is a predicted model, not a curated record.